Molecule: messenger RNA, 282 nt
Organism: Penicillium diatomitis
Lineage: Eukaryota; Fungi; Ascomycota; Eurotiomycetes; Eurotiales; Aspergillaceae
Exons: 2
Coding region: 1-282 (93 amino acids)
Source: RefSeq, a predicted model, not a curated record
AUGCGUCGUGCCUCCGUGUCCACCUUUGACCAAGUUCGGGGAAAAUACAGUCAAUACACUAAAUCAGCAGUGGUGAAUGCCUACCGAAGUAUUGCCUACGGAGAGUCAUGGUCGGACACACCCCUCCUCGCCGCCUACGUCAACGGGACGCUCCUCGUGGCCUUUGGAAGCUGCUCUCCACACACCACCCGCAGCUUCCGCCACUUCUUCACCAUCGCCUCCGCGGAUAACAAACAGACUCGGGCUGCCUAUGACCACAGAAUAAUACGCGCGAACAAGUAA